GGUUUUGGGAAAUGCUAUACUAUUAGGGGAGGUUAUGUCGAAUUUUCUGUACAAAUUUAAGCUUAGGGAUUUCACCAUUUAAUUAUUUUUGGCCAGCUAAAAAAAACGCCAAGGGGCCUAGUCGAAUGUUGAAGGAGGCACAGAGCGUACGUCUAAUCGGCUCCAGGAUCAAGAUUGAGUAUGACCCGUGACAUCGUGGAACGGCUACCUCACAACAGCAUAACAGCGUCGCUAGUAGUUGUGGUGUUGUUAUUAAACAAAAUUGUCCUAUGCAGUGGGAGUCUUGGGCAGAAAUUCCUGAGGGGACGAAGAAACUAGUGCGAGAAAACUUGUCGGUCAAUUUUGAUCUUGACGACAUAUCCCCUGAGGUCAUGGCCUACUUAGAGGAGACCUUAGCAAAUCGGUACAAACAUUGGAAGAACUAUCAUCACAUGCAUUUUAAGCUAUGGGAUGAUCCGGAGUUUGCUCGCCUACAUGGUUGCCCAAUCGAGUUGCAGGACCGGCCGGAGGAUUGGAAGUGGCUCUGCAAACAUUUUACGGACCCAAAAUUUGUGAAGAAAUCUAUUGAUGGCAAGAUAGCUCGGAACUCAAAAACACUUCUCCACCAUUCUGGUUCGAAGCCCUUUUUGUAUAGGCUUGAGGCACGACGUCAGGAGGGUUCUAAGUUCCUAGAGAUUGACAUGUUCGAGGACGUUUACGUUCGACCUGGUGAUGAGACAGCUAAGCAGCUUCAUGAUGCUAUGGUGGAACAGCGCACUACUGUUCUUCAAGAAGCAACAUCGCAACUUCCUCCGGAGACCUCGAUCGAGGACGUCACGGUACUCGAGGAUGCAGGUUUUCAGAUCCUGACUAAUGUCAUGGAUCAAAACUUCGGUCGUCGUCAUGGCAAAGUUGUUCAGUGUAUGGGGAAAGCGCGAGUUCGUGAGACGGGUGCCUCUUCUUCCAGAUCGAACACAGGAGAGGUCAGUGUAUUGAAGGAGGAAGUAACAACCCUAAAGGGUCAGCUUGCGGUCUAGAGCGAGCAGAUGAGGGCCCGGGACGAGCAGAUGAGGGCCCAGGACGAGCAGAUUAAGGCCCAGGGCGAGCAGGUGAAGGUCUAUGCCGGACAUGUGAGAGACCUUGUACGAGCCAUAUAGACGUCCGGCCUCCAAAUCUCGCUACCAGUACCUGAUCUUCCUACACCUUCGACCUCUAAGCCACUUUGCCCUACUAAUACCUAGUAGCUUGAUGUAUCAAACCUAGAAGACUACUUGUAGUUUUUUCUUUUUUUUUGUUUGGAUACCUUGUAUGUAUAUUUUUAUAUAUUUUAUAACUAAAUACUUUUCCUCGGUUAA
Molecule: messenger RNA, 1334 nt
Organism: Pyrus x bretschneideri (Chinese white pear)
Lineage: Eukaryota; Viridiplantae; Streptophyta; Magnoliopsida; Rosales; Rosaceae
Exons: 5
Coding region: 270-1016 (248 amino acids)
Source: RefSeq, a predicted model, not a curated record